AUGAGUGGCAGUCUCGAGGGGAGCCGGCGCUUGAGGUGGAUGGAGGUACAGCAUCUCCGCCCUUGGCUUCCGCCCGUCUUGCUGCCGGGACUGCGGACGGAGCUGAGUAUGGCGGAGGCGCUUAUGACGGCUGUGGCUGCAGGAACGGUUGAUCGGCUUGAUCUGCUGCCUGGUGCCAGCCAAGGCCCGACAGCUCAGCCCGGCGAGGAUGCGCAAGCGGCAAGCAAGCAAUCACGGCAAAGCACGGCAAAGCACGAGAGCAUGCCGACUGAGUACAGCCCUGUCUUGCGCCGCGACGCUGCACCCUACGCCAUCACCACCGACGCCCUCUGCUUACUGCCCCUGGGACCGACUGUCACUGCUCUACUCACGCGCUUCUCCCCAUACAUCCACCUCGAAUCAUCCGCUCCGCCCAUAGCCGAACCGCGUCAGAAGCUCUAG
Molecule: messenger RNA, 441 nt
Organism: Coniosporium apollinis CBS 100218
Lineage: Eukaryota; Fungi; Ascomycota; Dothideomycetes
Exons: 1
Coding region: 1-441 (146 amino acids)
Source: RefSeq, a predicted model, not a curated record